ACUUUAGUUAAAAUGUGACGGGUCAAGCACAUUAUCAGCACCAGGUGUAUAUAAGGAACACUACAUGAACACAGAGGUAGAGGAGGUCACCAGAGAGCAGUCACCAUGAGGAUCGUCAGCCUUGGUCCUGAUCCAUCUCUGGUUUAUCGACCCAAUUUGGAAGAGAAGAAAAAAGAAGAGUACAGAAACUAUGAGCAUGGAGAUUUGAUUGAUCGGGUUUUUAACACCUACAAACUGAUGCACACCAACCAGACCCUGACGUUUGUCCAGCAGAAGCACAUAGAGUGGACAAGCUUCACCCACAGUAAGAUGAGGAUGAUGGAGGCCAUCAUGUCUCUGGACCAGCUGGUGGACGAGUCUGAUCCAGAUGUGGACUUCCCCAACUCCUUCCACGCCUUCCAGACCGCUGAGGGCAUCCGCAGGGAGCACCCCGACAAAGACUGGUUCCAGCUGGUUGGCCUUAUCCAUGACGUGGGCAAGAUCAUGGCUCUGUGGGACGAGCCCCAGUGGGCAGUGGUUGGAGACACUUUCCCCGUUGGCUGCAAGUUUCAAAAUAAUAUAGUUUUUCGAGAUACUUCCUUUAAACAGAAUCCAGAUGAGAUUAACCCAAAGUACAGCACUGAAUGUGGCAUCUAUGAGCCGAACUGUGGCCUGGACAAAGUGCUCAUGUCCUGGGGUCAUGAUGGUAAGACUCUCAAACACAGCAUUAAUCCAGGGGACUUCAAAAUACAUUUACAAAUACAUUUCUUGACAUUUUCUAAUUUCUUAACUGUAGAAUAUCUUUACCGGGUUCUGAAGUUCAACAACUGCUCCAUCCCUGAAGAAGGGCUAUACAUGAUCCGCUUCCAUUCCUUCUACCCGUGGCACUCUCACGGAGACUACUUCCAUCUGUGCAGUGACAAAGACCUCCAAAUGCUGCCCUGGGUCAAAGAAUUCAACAAAUUUGAUCUGUAUACCAAGACCACAGACCUGCCAGAUGUGGAGAAGCUGAAACCAUAUUACCAGUCGCUCAUUGACAAGUAUUGUCCUGGAAUACUCAAGUGGUGAAAGACAAUGAUAAACAUAUAUUAUAAAACAUGGGAUCUUAUUCUAAUGCCACGUUAACAGUAUUUACGUGUAAACUUUGUAAAUGAUCAAAAGCGCAAAGUGACAGUUAAAUUGCACAAAAUAUAAAAAGCACUUUUUAUUAUGUAAUAAAAUGUUUUUAUGAAUCA
Molecule: messenger RNA, 1214 nt
Organism: Boleophthalmus pectinirostris (great blue-spotted mudskipper)
Lineage: Eukaryota; Metazoa; Chordata; Actinopteri; Gobiiformes; Gobiidae
Gene: miox
Product: myo-inositol oxygenase
Exons: 9
Coding region: 106-1047 (313 amino acids)
Biological process (GO): inositol catabolic process
Cellular component (GO): cytoplasm
Molecular function (GO): inositol oxygenase activity; iron ion binding
Source: RefSeq, a predicted model, not a curated record